UAGCCACUAUAGUAUCGACCCCGACUCGCUGCCAUCGAGCCAGCCGCUGACUCUGUCUCCUUUCUCCGACAACUUCCGCUCCCAUAUGCUCGCCGCCGAUACUCCGGCGCAGGCGCGUUGCGGUCUUAAGCUCGACUGUUCCACCUAGGGCAUAAUUCACAGAAGCAACACACCGCAUUGCUCUUCUCUCUUUCCUCCUUUCUUUCCGAUUCUCCUAAAACUUCAUCCGUCCUAAUUAGGUUAAAUUGCGGACGACAGAAAAGUGACCACUAUCUGCCGGUUUCAAUCGACUCCGGAGGCGGAAUUUCUGAACAGAGUUUUGCCCGAACUCGCCAUUGAAGCUCCCGCCGGCUUGAUUCCCUACUUCUCUUUGCAUCCCCUGAUUUGGCUCUUUAAAUCCACAACUGACCGCCAUGAACGCUCAGAUUAUUGAUCCUCUGCAAGGAGAUUUCCCUGAAGUAAUAGAGGAGUAUUUGGAGCAUGGGGUUAUGAAAUGCAUUGCCUUCAAUCGCCGUGGAACUCUUCUCGCCGCUGGAUGUGUUGAUGGAAGCUGUGUGAUUUGGGAUUUUGAGACAAGGGGAAUUGCCAAGGAGCUUCGGGAUAAAGACUCUGUUGCACCUAUAACAAGUGUCUGCUGGUCAAAAUAUGGUCAUCGGAUCCUGGUCUCUGCUGCUGACAAAUCAUUGACACUUUGGGAUGUUGUCUCUGGCAAGAAAAUCACACGAACAAUACUGGAGCAAACAUCACUCUUGGCUCGGCUACAUCCCGGUUCUUCUACCCCAUCAACGUGUUUGGUAUGCCCACUCUCUUCUGCUCCCAUGGUUGUCGACUUAGAAACAGGAACCACAACUGUUCUUCCAGUUACAGUACCUGAAACAGUCAAUGAAGUCGCAGCCCCUCCACGCAAUAAAUCCUCAGAUGCAACUCCCCAUUUUACCCCCACUGCAGCGUGCUUUAACAAGCGUGGUGAUCUGGUAUAUGUCGGUAAUUCCAAAGGAGAAAUUCUUAUAAUAGAUCAUAAUAGAAGUGUUGAAAUCCAAGCAGUGGUUCCCAUCUCCACUGCUGCUGUUAUCAAGAAUAUUGCCUUCAGCAGAAAUGGGAUGUAUCUCCUUACAAACUCAAAUGAUCGGAUAAUCAGGAUGUAUGAAAAUCUACUUCCACAAAGAGAUGGAAGUAUUACCCUUCAGGAACUUGUUAAAACAACUGAUAACCAUGAUGUCCUGGAGAAACUAAAGGUGGUUGGAUCAAAGUGCCUGGUACUUGUUCGGGAGUUUCAAGAUACAAUCACAAAGAUGCACUGGAAAGCACCUUGUUUCAGUGGUGAUGGAGAAUGGGUAAUUGCUGGUUCUGCAAGCAAAGGAGAACACAAAAUCUACAUCUGGGAUAAAGCUGGAUAUCUCAUUAAGAUCCUUGAAGGCCCAAAAGAAGCAUUGAUCGAUUUGGCAUGGCAUCCCAUUCAUCCAAUUGUUGUUUCUGUCUCAUUAGCUGGAUUUGUUUACAUUUGGGCUAAGGACUAUACUGAGAACUGGAGUGCAUUUGCUCCGGAUUUCAAAGAGCUGGAGGAGAAUGAAGAGUAUGUGGAACGUGAAGAUGAAUUUGAUCUGAUGCCAGAAACUGAAAAGGUGAAGGAAUCUGGUGUGAAUGAAGAUGAAGAGGUUGAUAUUGUGACCGUAGAGAAAGAAGAUGGUUUUAGUGAUUCAGACAUGUCACAGGAAGAACUGUGCUUCCUGCCAGCAAUCCCUUGUCCUGACGAGCAACAAGGUAAGGGUGGGGGAAGUUCUUCAAAGCUGAUGGAGAGCACUCAUUCCGAAUCUCCAGUUUCCGAAGAUGCUGCGAUGGAGGGGCUAGCAGCGAACAAUGCAUCAAGUCCUCAUGAAGAGGAUAGCGUCCGGUUGAAAAGAAGAAGGAAGCCUUCGGAGAAAGGGUUAGAGAUGCAAGCGGAGAAGGUGAAGAAACCAGUGAAGGCAUUGAAGACAAAUGGUAGUAAAGUGUCGAAGCCGAUGAGGAACAAGAUUGUUGUUGGUGACGAUGUUGUAGAAGCAAAUAACGGUGUUCACGGAGACGAUGGUUCCGACGAGUAUCAUUAGAUUAUAAUGAAAAUUUAUUAGCAGAGAUGGUUCUUUAGUUUGUGCUCUCCAAAGGCUUUCAUAUUAUGUGCAGCUGGUGGAGCAGGAAUAGAAAGAAGUUAGAAACGUAGGAAAGGAAGAAGGCGAAGAAGCAGAGGAAGCAAGAGCUCUGUGUUCUGCUACGUUUGAGCCGAAGUUGCUGUUUUUUUCUGUUAACGCUCGGGCCGAACCAGAAGAAAUGGGAAAGGAAACUGACAUGGAGUGACAAGUGACAAGCAGAAAUAGGCCACAGGUGUUGGCAAUUUGAUAAUUUCCAACUUGUUAAGGGGUUUGUUGUUAGGAAAAAAAAUUCAGUGGUGUAUUUGUUAACGAGCCUAAAGUGAAGGAGCUAAAAUAUUGUGAACCGUUCUCACGUUUAGAAGUCUCGCAGUAAGUGUGAACCGUUCUAAUGUUUAGAAGUCUCACAGUAAAGAUAUUUUCUAUGUAUGAACUAUUCUAGGUGACGUUAUAUGGUUACAUAUUUUAUCAAACGAGUGUAAUAAAAGAAUUAGCAUUGCGGAACAAAAGGUCAAACCGGUUAAUACUGUUAUGUCGAUUUAAUAAAUUGUAUAGUUCG
Messenger RNA from Linum tenue, 2682 nucleotides. NCBI's taxonomy places the organism in Eukaryota, Viridiplantae, Streptophyta, Magnoliopsida, Malpighiales, Linaceae. The record is from the annotation of a GenBank genome assembly.